UCGUGUUUCUCACUCUUUGCUGCUGAUCGGAGCUAGCCAAACAUCCUCACAUGUGCUGUUGUUACUGCUUGCGUCGCUCCAUCGGACCAGCUCCCAUCACAACCCAUAUUUUCUUCUCUAUUCUUGUACCUAGUUGUCGUUCGGUUUUAUGGAGGGUUUCCCUCCAAAUCUUGAUCCCGAUGUUUCUACGUCAUUGGAAGGACAAUUGGAUAAAGCAAAAUUAGGCUCAAAAUCGGUUACUGUUUUCACCUCGAAUCUUCCUUCUGGUUCUUAUCAAGCUAAUAAAGUGUCUAUAUGUGUUAAUAAAUUCAAUCUAGAUGAAAAAUUGGCUAAACCUAGGGUUACCGGUUUGGAAAAUAGCGAUCUUCUGAAGAAAUUGAGCUCCAAUCCUCCGAUUCAGUUACAUUACAGCCGGAACUUUGUCAAAUCAAACAGUUGGAGACGAAUUGGGUUCAAGAUCGUCGGUGCUAAAAGGUUGCUUUGGUUGGAGAUGACAGGAGGGAAAAGGGGGAUCGUGUGUGAUGUUUCUGGAAUAGAGGGAGGAGACAUGUGUGGUGUUUUUGGGAUGGAGAAAUCAAUGGUCAGUAAUGGAAUGGUACUCAUCGGAAGUACCUAUGUCGCUUUUCUGGAACAGGGCACCUGAGAGAGAGAGAGAGAGAGAGAGAGAGAGUUUAUAUAUUUAAUACUUAUAUUUAGUUUUUUCUUUUAAAAAAAAUAACUGAAAAUAUCAUAAAGGGUCCCUAUGGUGGUGAAAUGACGAAAAUACCCUUCAGUUAACGGACAAACUUAACAGAGUUAACAAAAAGGACCAAACAUCAAAAGUUUUGAAAACAAAGGGACCAUCUAUGAGGUUUUUAAAACCACAGGGACUAAACUUCAGAUUUUGGGAAACCACAGGGACCAUUUAUGAUGUUUUUUCAUUCUACUCGAUCAAUCAACAUAUCGUUUUUUAGAUUUAGAAAGAAUUUUUUUAUAUUAUGAUCGUUUUGUUUACACAAUCUACAAAAACUAAUUUUUUUCUUUUGUAAUGUGCAUUCCAUUUUGUAGCCAUGUCAAGCAAGGACGACAUUUUCCCUUCUGUUCUAACUCUAAAUUUGGAAGCAUUCCUCAAAUAGAUGUCUCAAGACAAUAUGCUUCAUGAGGGACCGGGGGAAACUCAAUGCCCAAAUAGUAGAAUACUCAAAAAUUGAGUAGGAUUGUUAAAUAUAUUAACUUGUGGUAUUUAAAGAGAGGCACAAACAUUCAAUACAUGAGAACAUGAAUAUUUAUAUAUAUCCCACUUACCUACGUGCAAGUUUUUUCUCCAAAUCAACUACUUGCACAUUUUUUUUC
Messenger RNA from Lactuca sativa (garden lettuce), 1332 nucleotides. The record is from RefSeq and is a predicted model, not a curated record. NCBI's taxonomy places the organism in Eukaryota, Viridiplantae, Streptophyta, Magnoliopsida, Asterales, Asteraceae.